AGCUAUGUCAAGAGGAAAGCGACACCAGCUCCCAGGUGCCCUGCACAGAUCCAGGCUGUGCUUGGCCCUAGUGCUUCUGGUCCUGGGGGCCGUGUGGGCCCAGGAGGGUUCUGAGCCUGUUCUGCUGGAGGGGGAAUGCCUGGUGGUCUGUGAGCCUGGCCGAGCUGCAGCAGGGGGGCCUGGAGGUGCAGCCCUGGGAGAGGCACCCCCUGGACGAGUGGCAUUCGCUGCGGUCCGGAGCCACCACCACGAGCCAGCUGGGGAGACUGGAAAUGGCACCACUGGGGCCAUCUACUUUGACCAGGUCCUGGUAAAUGAGGGCGGUGGCUUUGACCGGGCCUCGGGCUCCUUUGUGGCCCCUGUCCGAGGAGUCUACAGCUUCCGGUUCCAUGUGGUGAAGGUGUACAACCGCCAGACUGUGCAGGUGAGCCUGAUGCUGAACACAUGGCCUGUCAUCUCAGCCUUUGCCAACGACCCUGAUGUGACCCGGGAGGCAGCUACCAGCUCUGUGCUGCUGCCCCUGGACCCUGGGGACCGGGUGUCCCUGCGCCUGCGUCGGGGGAACCUGCUGGGUGGCUGGAAAUACUCAAGCUUCUCUGGCUUCCUCAUCUUCCCACUCUGAAAGCCCACUCUUCCAACCCCUGGCCCACUGCCUUCUGCCCUCCCCUGCCCCAGAAACAGCAUCUUUGGGGCAGGAGCCUCCCUCAGGCUGCUCCGUAUUCCACCUCCCUGCAUGGGACUGUGUGCCAAACACCCAAGGUUAAGAUGGUGCUGGGGCAUCUCCAGACCUGGCACUUGUCACGCACCCACCCAGCCCCCAGUGGCUCUCCCCACCUCCCUCUGCAGCCCUUCCUGCCUGCAGCCCCAGGAGCUGGGCCGUGUUUGGCAAAAAGGGAGACCUGCACUGCUUUGCAGUCUCUGUUCCUCCUGUUCCCGCACCCCAACUUCCUGCUGAGUGCUAUUCAGAGACAGGUGGUACAGGUGAGCCUGACAGGCCCCCACAGGGGCCCAGAUGGAGCAGCCCUGACUCCUUCCUGUGAGGAGUGCCAGCACUGCGAUCUCGGCCAGCACCAUCAGAAGCUGAGCCAGAGUAUGCGCUAGGGCGGGAGACUCAGAGGCAAGCAGAAGUGGGGGAGACCCACAAAGCAGCCGGAGCCUGUGACUGGUGAGGCACGAAGGGGGCAUACAUGUAGCAUGAACAUGGCACACGUUCUGCAUGUCUGUUGGGGCAGCCAGUGGGCAGAGAUCCCGGCCAUCCAUCUGUACUAAUUCCCAGAUGGACUGUCCCUCAUCUCUUUGCCUGAGACUUGGGUGUGUGUGUUUGCUCUGGCCAACAGCAGGUGUAUGGAGUUAAAGGUGGGGGUAGCAGGUCAUCUGUGUGCCAUGGAACUUAUCAGUGACCCUGCAUCCCCUUGCUGGGCCACCUCCUAGAAUGUCUCCAUCUUUGAAGCCUGAACUUCAGUCACUCCAACUCUGAGUGCCACCUCUUUCCUGCCAGCUCUCUCUCGCCCACCUUCACUGGACCUGUUUCAAUCUUUCUCCACGUCUCUUUUCUUUCUCCUCAUCCAUGCUUAUCCUCCCUAUAAGCUUCCUGGGAUCUCGUGAUUCAUGAGAUCAACCACUUUGCUACCAGCAUCAAAAUCAAUCUCUCUCUCUCCUCUCUCUCUUUAUCUCUGUCUCUCUCUCCCACACCCUCUCUUUCUUAUCCCACUGGUCCAUCAUAGAUGAAUCUAUCUCUAAAGUAACAGAGUGGCAGUCAAUGAGACAGUAUAAGAUCACUGGAGAGAGAAGGUGUGAUUACAGUUUGAAUCAAGGGUUAUGGGAUACAAGCAGGUAUGCUGUGUGGAAAACAAAGGUGAAACUGUAUUAUAGCCAAAUCAAAAAGGUAUUUAGUAAUAUAUGAGUUAAAUGGGAAACACUAAUGUGAAUUUGUGAUGUUAAAAAGAAAUAACUUUUUCUUUCACCAUUGGGCCAUAGUUUGUGACUAGGAAGAAUAGUUUAAGCAAGAGAGGAGGUUAUUUCUGUCUCACAUACAAGAGUCUGCAGAGAGUCCAGGAAUAGAUGGCAGUUUUAUGAUCAACAAAGCCCAGUCUCCCCCUUUGCUGUUCUACCAGCUUUCACAUGCCAACUCGUGACCCAAGAUGGCUCCUUCAGCUCCAGCUAUUACAUCAGCCCAACAGGCAACAGAAAGGAGGAAAGAAGAAAGAGCACACCUCUUUCCUUUAAAGCUUUCUCAAAGUUGGACCCAGCAUUUCUGAUGGCAUGAUAUUGGCUACACUUUAAUCACAUCUGGCCAUACCAAUUCAGGAAAAGGCUAGGAAACACCGUCUUUUAUGCAGGCAGCCAUUGUCUAUGCAGCUAAGAUGCAAGAGUCUUAUAAGGAAGAAAGGGAGAUUAGAUGUUGGGAAUGACAGCUACACAUUUUUCAAAAUGCAAACAGGACAGAUCAGUUUGUAAAUAAUGAUAGGCAAGUUACUCUAUUACGUUUCAUUUGCUGUGUAGCAAAUUCCCACAAAUUUGGUGACUUAAAACAACACCUAAUUAUUAUCUCACAGCUUCUAAAGAUCAAAAGUCCAGCAGAGCACGACUGGGUUCCCUGUUCAGGGUGUCACAAGGUCAAAAGCAAGGUGUAGGCAGAGUUGGAGGCUAAGAAUCCACUUCCAAACUCGUUUAAGUUUAGUUCCUUAUGGUUGUAGCACUGAGGUCUCUAGCUCACUCCAUCCUGCAGCUGACACCAGUGGGCCAAGUCACUCCAAAGCUACCAGUCUCUCAGGCCUUCCCUCCUGCCCUCUGAAGUCACAUUUCUCUGACUUUGGUGAGACAUUCUCUGAGUUAAGAAUUCAUGUGGUUAGAUGGGGCCCACCAAGUUAAUCCAAGAUAAUCUCCCCGUUACCUGGAUUAUGUAUAGUUCCUUUGGACAUACUAACACUCUCACAAGUUCUAGGAAUUAGGACAUGUAUAUGUCUGAGACCUUUGCAUAUCAUAGUCAUCAGACUUAGAGAUGACAUCACAUAAAGAAGCACCAGUACAAUACACUAAAUGCAUGGAAAAUGUGCAGACUUGAAAAAUCCCUAUGAUACAGAGGAUAAAUACCAGCUUGGGUUUUCAUCACUCUAGAAACGGAACUAAUUCCCAGAUUCCCAGCCAGGAAUUCACUGAUUAAUAAUCCAAAGCUUUAUGUGCCCUGAAGUAGUGUUUUCCUUUUGGAUAUACCAAUUCAAAAAUUGAUCUGCACCGAGAUGUGUUCAUCUCUUGGGUCUACAAAUCCAUGUUUAUAAUGGCCUUAGGUAUAGGUGUCAUACAUUCUAUAGUCCUUGCAUUAAUGCGUGCAUUUUACCAAAAUGCUUGAAGCUUUUAGAGAAGCUGACAUGGGACAGACGAUUCUACUGAAGUAUUUCGGAAGAUUUGAUUAAGUUUGCAAUCAGUGUUUGCCUUGUAAAAUAUAUAGGUCUUGAUUGAUUGGUUAUAUAAAUAGUGACUAAAUAUUUAGACAGUUUUUGCCUAAGUAGGCUUGUAAAGUUGAUUAAACAAUAAGUAAAACACAGGUGUUAGUGUGUGUUCCUCUGCAGCUACCAUAGAUCCUCAGACAUUAAAGACCUUAAGAAUCGAACCCAACUGUGCACCUUCCCUGUGCCCACACCCUGGCAGAGAAAAGUCCUCGGGAUGAAGGACCCACUAUGGACCUGAAACCAGCCACGCCUGAUCCCCAAUACUCCAAUUCUCCUCUGGUUUCCUUUGCCAGUUUCUUUCCUCAUUCACCCCAGGAUCCAGCUGCAGUUCUGUUCUGUCCUUCAUGAACCCUGGCCCCACCAACUCGGCCCCCCUGAGCCCCCAGCCAACUCCCACCUGCCCUCAUCCCCCACCCCUCCAUGAGCAGCACAGAACCUCUCCUACUUCUCUGAAAAACAGAAAAGCCAGGCAGGAACCAUUGCCCCAUGAACUCACCUUGCCCCCCAUGCCUGCUCCUCAUCUGGCUUAGCAGAGGGCGAAUUCCUUCUUCUAUCAGGGUGACUAUCUCCAGCAGCUGGCCACGGAUCUCCUUCGCUGCGGACAUCCUCUCGUCUUUUAUUCUCCUUGCCACUCACUCCUUCCCUUCAGAAGUUGGAGUUGAAGAGCCCAAGACUCCCCACUCUGAAAGGGAAAAGGGUGUGGAGGUAGCUACAGAUGUAGUUAACUCCAUCUGCCUGCAUAGCUCCUAAGUGUCCUCUUGCCUCCUUUGUAGAGCCACGUAUCUUAAUACAAAUGGGUUGUGCUCACCAGUUGCUCACACCUGUGAAUCACGGGUGAACUCUGGCCUCCACUGCUCCACCUAAGCUGCCCUCAGCUGAUCACCUGUGGUGUCACUAGCGUCAACUGCCCUGCCUAGUCUUCCUGCCACCUCAGGGCUCCCUGCCAUUUGACCCUGUUCCCCACACCCUCCUAGAAGCAUUCUCUGCCCCGACUUCCCACAGUGUGCCUCUUGGGCUUUGCUUCCCACUCUCUGCCCGUGUACCCUUUGUAGGACCCCCUUCCUCUGCCCAUUUGUAAAUGUUGGUUUUCCUCACAGUUCCACCCUGGAAUUUCUUCUGUCCCAACACACCUGCAGGAGCACAAAUGGCCAUCUGUGUGUUGACAGCUUCUACAUUUGUAUCUAUCCAGGGUCUCCCUCCCUAACCUCAAACUCACACGUUGGCUAUUGGCCCUCAAGUCAACAAGCUGAAAUCUGAAAUGAUAGUCCCUCCUCAUUCAAUCUGUUCUCCCCACUCCUUGUUCUCUAUGUCUGUGAGUAGAACUUCCUUGUUACCUAGGCUAAAAACUAAAAACCAGCUGUUAUCAUCAAUUUCUUCUUCUCCCAUGACCCCACAGCACAGCAAUCGGUUCCAUGCCUUGCUCUCUAUUCACCCUGGCUCAGACCAGCACUCUCUCAGCCACAGAGCUGUAUCAGCAUCCUGUCACCCUGGCCUUCAGUUUUCCUCCCCCGUCAAGCCACUGUCCACGUGGCAGUUAACUGAGUGCCACCCUGCACGGGCUCCCCAUGGGCUCAGGGUGGAAUCCGUAUUGUCCUAACAUGAUGUGUGAGGUCCUUCACACUCUGGCUGCUGCAGUCGUCACUGCUCCAUUUUCCACCAUCGUCUAGAGUGUGGCGACCUAAGCAGCAGCACACGUGUUAGCCGUGGGGAAAAUGGCACUGCUUGGAAAAAAACAGUGUGGCGUUGGA
Oryctolagus cuniculus (rabbit) is the source of this 5197-nucleotide messenger RNA. It is a transcript of the gene CBLN3, whose product is annotated as cerebellin 3 precursor. The record is from RefSeq and is a predicted model, not a curated record. Gene Ontology annotation, molecular function: protein binding. Gene Ontology annotation, cellular component: synapse. Lineage: Eukaryota; Metazoa; Chordata; Mammalia; Lagomorpha; Leporidae. Gene Ontology annotation, biological process: maintenance of synapse structure.